Messenger RNA from Ostertagia ostertagi, 522 nucleotides. NCBI's taxonomy places the organism in Eukaryota, Metazoa, Nematoda, Chromadorea, Rhabditida, Trichostrongylidae. The record is from the annotation of a GenBank genome assembly.
AUGAACUUCUUCCUUCCUUUCAAGAUGCAAGGCUCUCGAGUGGAAAAUUCUAGACGAAUUCUAAACAAAAAAUCGCUUGAUAACGAAAAAGACCUUGAAAGCGAAUUCUUCGCCGUAUUCGGUGCAGGACGAAACGCUCCGCCACCGACGUCGCUGGAGAAACCGCCAACUGCCGUCAGCCGAAUCGAGUACAUGAUGAGAGAAAUGUCGCAGAAUAAGAAUCGCAAGGCACCAUUAGCUCCAGUCCGUGAGAAUCCAAAAUCGUCAGCUAACAGGCCCAUAAGCCUUGUCGAGGUAGAAGAACAGCGUCGUUCGCGGCGAUUCGACGACACUCGCCGAAGCAUAAAAGUCCGCCGUCAGCCUAGUAUGGAAGGCUACAAUCAAGUUUACGAUCAACUCCCGGAGAAGAUGAAAGUGGAAAGAGUGCGUCAGCUGGAACGGGGUUACAGUAUGGAGACACAUGAUCGGCCAACGUAUUCAGAAGAAAUGCGCCGUUCUGCGCAGAUGAUCAGAAACCGAUGA